UUUAGUAACUGGGCUACACAUCAAGCUCAAGAGGGUUGCAAUCAAUAGGAAACAGAAAGCAACAGGGAGGGAAGUAAUUGUAGAUACACGCAGAUCGCUGGGGAAUGUCCGAAUCUCCGAGUACAGCAACAAAGACGACGAAACGAAAUCAUCGCAUAGGCGUAUGGAAAGGACCGGCUGGGCGAAACAACGGACUGCCUUGAACGACGUAUAUAUACUGAUACCAAUACCGUUAUAAUAAAUGGACAGGACUUUAUUAUAGAUUAUUAAAAUAAAAAAGUAGUGCUGAAGAAAAAAAAAAAGAUUUUAUUAUCCAAAAGAAUAAAAAGCUAAUACCCAGUCCACAUACACUAUUGAUUAUCAUACAGUAGUGGCUUACUACUGUACCUGCAACAAGAAAAUACUCAGAGAGACUGAUGGGUUGUAAUAAGGAAAUGUCCGUUUAGAAAGCUCUCCCUCUCGAAGGUAUACAAUAAUAAACGUGACUUGUUGUGCACACCCGGGCUCGGGUUGCUGCUGCUGCAGCCCGGUCUUGUAUGUAAUUUAAAUGAUGCAUCCCAUCUAGUAUCGUGAAACAGGUUCAGCAACCCGCCUGCUUCUCAUUGCGACACCUCGGAGCUCGGAGCGCGUAUAGGCGGACCGGCGGGGAUGUUUAGGAGUUCAUUUCUCUUCCAGAGGAGGAUCCGAAAGACUAAGUCGAGUUGUAAUACACACCAGUAGCUGAACGUCAGUAGGGUGCUUCAGACGGUCUACGUGAGAAAUAAAAGAAAGAAAGAAAAAGGACACUUUGCAGAUUAGGAACUAAACGGACCAAGGACUAAACCAACGAGUUGAGCUCUGUUUGCAGACAAUUCAAGGGCCCUCUCCAUGGAUAUUGACACAGACUACGAGCGGCCGAACGUCGAGACUAUAAAGUGUGUGGUGGUGGGUGACAACGCGGCGGGGAAGACACGACUGAUCUGCGCCAGGGCCUGCAAUGCCACGCUCACGCAGUACCAGCUGCUCGCCACGCACGUGCCAACUGUCUGGGCCAUCGACCAGUACAGGGUGUGCCAGGAAGUGCUGGAGCGCUCUCGUGAUGUGGUGGACGAGGUUAGCGUGUCUCUGCGACUCUGGGACACCUUUGGGGAUCAUCACAAGGACCGCCGCUUCGCGUACGGCAGGUCUGACGUGGUGGUCCUGUGCUUCUCCCUCGCCAACCCAAACUCUCUGCGCCACGUGAGGUCCAUGUGGUUCCCUGAGAUCAAGCACUUCUGUCCUCGCACUCCCAUCAUCCUGGUGGGCUGCCAGCUGGACCUGCGCUAUGCUGACCUCGACGCAGUCAACCGUGCCCGCCGGCCACUCGCCAAGCCCAUCAAGCCGACAGACAUCCUGCCCCCAGAGAAGGGUCACGAGGUGGCGAAGGAGCUGGGGGUGCCCUACUAUGAGACCAGCGUGGUGGCGCAGUUUGGGGUGAAGGAUGUCUUUGACAACGCCAUCCGCGCCGCCCUCAUCUCCCGCCGCCACCUGCAGUUCUGGAAGUCCCACCUGAAGAAGGUGCAGCGCCCCCUGCUGCAAGCCCCCUUCCUUCCGCCGCGGCCCCCUCCUCCUAUUAUUGUCAUCCCCGAGCCGCCCCCCUGCGACGGGGAGGGGCCUGCCACCCUCUUCUCGGUGCCCCUCUGCGCUGACGUCCUCUUCCUCCUGCAGGGCGGCACCACACGCGUCUUCGCUCACAAGGCCUACCUGGCCACUUCCUGCUCAAAAUUCUAUGACCUCUUCAUCAUGGAGCUUGACUGGAGGGGAAGGGAGGAGGAGUGGGAGGAGGAGGAAGAAGAAGAAGAAGAAGAAGAAGAAGAAGAAAAGGAGGUGCUAGAGGAGGAGCGCAGGGGAGGGAAGGAGCCGGCCAGCCGCACUAAGAGCCUGAACAUCGACAAGGACCCUCUGGAGGGAGGAGGCAGUCACCACUUUGUCAGGAGGCAUCUCUCACACCAGGGCUCCCUGACGACUUCCAAGAGUGACAACCUCCUCCCGGAGAGGGCCCAGGAGCCGGGUGGGGUGGGUGUCAGCAGGACUCUCUCUGGCUGGGGCCGGGGCUUCCUCAGGAUGUACUUGGAGCGGGUGGAAGACCCGGUGACCCGGCGAGAGAGGCUGAUGACGGUGGUUUCCAUAGACUGCCUAAUCCAGCCCCGGCCGUUCCAGGCCGUGCUGAAUUACCUGUACACCGGCAGCCUGGACGAGGGCCGGGGGGACCUCAUGCAGGUGGCCUCCAUCGCUGAGCUGCUGGAGGUGUUUGACCUGCGCAUGAUGGUGGCCAACAUCCUCAACAAGGAGAGCUUCAUGAACCAGGAGAUCACCAAGGCCUUCCAUGUGCGUCGUGCCAACCGCAUCAAGGAGUGCCUGGUCAAGGGCACCUUUGCAGAUGUUGUCUUCCAAUUGGAUGACGGACAGUUGCCCGCCCACAAGCCCUUACUGAUCUCCAGCUGUGAUUGGAUGGCGGCUAUGUUCCGGGGUUCCUUUUUGGAAAGCUACAUUGAGGAGGUCUCCAUUCCCAACACAAACUGUGCCUGCAUGCGCGCCGUGCUGGAGUACCUCUACACUGGCCUGCUGACCCCCACCCCGGACCUGGACCCCAUGGAGCUGGUCAUGCUGGCCAACCGGCUGUGCCUGCCGCGCCUCGUCGCACUCACAGAACAGCACGCGGUGGACGAGCUGCAGAGAGCUGGAGAGGACGCAGACCAGAAGGUGCUGCUCUAUCUGGAGAUGGCUCAGUUUCAUAACGCAAAACAGCUGGCCACGUGGUGCCUGCAUCACAUCUGCACAAACUACAACAGCAUCUGCCGCAGGUUCCGCAAGGAGAUGAAAGCCAUGUCUCCAGAGAACCAGAGGCACUUUGAGAAGCAGCGCUGGCCGCCAGUCUGGUACCUGAAGGAGGAGGACAGCUAUCUGCGCUCCCGGAAGGAGAGGGAGAAGGAGGAGGAGAUCCUCCGCAAGCAGCACAUCAAGCACGGCUGGUGCUUCUGGCGCCACUCCUCUUCCUCCUCCUCCUCCUCCUCCUCCUCCUCCUCCUCCUCCUCACCCCAUGUCUCCUGAGCUGACCCUGACCCCCCUCCGAAACCCACUGGGGAGGGCCGUCCUCUGGGGACAAAACAGACAAGCAGCCCAGGAUCCCAUCCACCUUCCGUUUCUGUCCAAACUGGCUACCCGGUGACGUCACACAAGAUAAAAUGAUGAGAUUGGCUGGCUGGCUGACUGUGCUGUGUGAUUGGUGCUAACUUAGCCUGUGCUUUGUGUGUUUGAGGCUUCAAUGAAAGUGUGUGUUGGGAGGGAUGUGGAUAGUUGGAGGGGGUGGUCUAUUUGGUAUGGCCGUGAAGGCAUGGGGAAAUGGAGCACAUAGUCUUCUUAGACAUUCCAUGAAAAGGCCACUGAUUUUUACAUUUAUUUUUUUGACUGAUAAGCCACGGAAGGUAAGCUAAAUUAAAUAAGUUGUGAUCACUACAAACAAAGUAAAAAUAUGACUUGCUCAGGGGUCUGGAUACCGAGAGAGGUUUUCCAGAUGAAGCUCCAGGAAAAAGGCCACGGAAAUCGAUCCAAACACAAUUUAUUCGGCCACGGAAUUUAUGGCAUGUCAUGGAAAACCUACUAGGAUUUUGUUUUUUCUUUCAGACUGUUGUUGAGUCAUCCAAGUAGUUGUGGAAAUGACAAGAGACAGAUUGCCACGGAAUACAUGCCUGUAAACUUCAGGGACAGGGAGGUGCAGACAGUAAGGUUUGGAAAUCGAAUUAGUGGAUUUAAAAGGGUGUUUGAUACCAUUCCUUCCGAACCUCCGUCCUGCAGCUGAUUCCCACACUCCCACUGUGUCUCACGGGGAAUGUCGACAGCAGGGAGCUGGAGUUGCUUCUUCUGAGACAGAACCCUUCUUCGCUGCUUGACUGGGCAGACAGGAACUAGAGGAUGGCUCAGGGAGAAAAUAUGGAACUGGUACCUGCCUUUUACAAUGGGCUGGUACCACGGUUAUUGGGUACCUGUGCCUACCUCACUGGAAACUAGAGGUCCCUCACCUUCCUGCCUUAGAUUAGACUUAGGGUGAAUACAACCCAUCAUGCAAUUGUCCUGCCUCGCGAUGCCCGACUCAAAAAACCCUCCUUGCGGUGUCUCCUAGACUAGCAUGUUCUUGCAUUCGAAAUGAAGCUGUGAAGAAUCUUAUUCAAGCACAAUGUGACUCCUGACUUCCACAGGACAGUACCCCCCCCUGUUAUUUUUUUAAAUCCUGGAAUGGUGAGAAAAAGGAGAAGAUGGCAAUGUAAUGAUGACUUGGAAACAAAUAUGCUAAAAAUAUGUGUUGGUGCACUUCAGCUGUAAAAUGAGUGACACAGUAGCUUUAGUCAGUGUAGCGUCUCUAUAUGUGUACACAUAUAUAGAACCCCUAUUGGAAUUAUAAGGGCUAAACCUACAUUAUUGCUAUACUGAUUAUCAGCCAGCAGUUCAACUAUUAAGUUUACAUGUAAUGAUUACUCUUCUUGACCUACAGUUGCACUGCGCUGUCAGAUGUUGCGGUUUUACUGCAAGUAGCACUUCACAUAAUACAGAUGUUUUGUAUGAACUCUCUCUCUCUCUCUCUCUCUCUCUCUCUCUCUCUCUCUCUCUCUCUCUCUCUCUCUCUCUCUCUCUCUCUCUCUCUCUCUCUCUCUCUCUCUCUCUCUCUCUCUCUCUCUCUCUCUCUCUCUCUCUCUCUAUAUAUAUAUAUAUAUAUAUAUAUAUAUAGAUACACAGUAUAUAUAUAAAUACAUGGAUGAAGGCUAUAUUUGCAUCCUGAGCCAUUCUUAAAAAAAAAAAAAAAAAAAACAUUAGUGGUGUCAAAAAGUGAUAAUUCCACUAGAGGAAAAUAUACUUGAACUUUGACCCAUUCGACUCCUCGAAACUGUCACUGUCAAUUCAAACACAAAAUGUCUUGGACAACACCCACAGUACAGAAAUGUUCAUUAAUGAUCAACAAAAUGAGAAUAUGUUUUAAAAAAAAAAAGUGAAGCUGGUACAUUUGUAUCUCAGAGAAACUGGAGAAACAGAUAAUGACAUAGAACGUCUGUAAGGCACUCACACUAUGUUUAAAAAAACCCAAGUGUACUGCUGAACCUCGUCUUCUUUAAUAUUAGCAUCACAAGGGAAUCCAUGUAUUAUAAAAAAUAAUAGAUGGGUCUCUUCAGUGAGUUACAGGAAAACAAUAUCAUCUCGGGUUUCUGUGACAGUUUAUAAAUUACUUGACCUAACGGUUUCAUAGUUUAUGACGUCACAGAAACCCUAGAUGGAAUUAUUUUCCUGUAACUCACUGAAGCCCAUCUAUUAUAUAUAUAUAUAUAUAUAUAUAUAUAUAUAUAUAUAUAUAUAUAUAUAUAUAUAUAUAUAUAUAGUACAGUGUCUUCCUUAUAAAAGUUUACUACAGUAAAAGCACAGUGCAAUGAAGCACAAUGAAAGCAUGCUAAUGCAUACUUAUCCCCAUGUAUUUAAUUUAGAUAAGCAUUAUAAAGAAUAGCAAGGAUUGAUAAAGCAUAUUAACACACAUGGCAAACCAAGGUCAACGAUGUUCAAAUCAUGGGGGAACUGCACAGAUACCAUGGUAAACUUUUUAUAAGGGCUGUAACACAUAUUUAAGUUUCAGAGAGCAAUAACAUGUCUGCUGAUGUAAGAGAGACUGUAGGCUGCACAUGCAGAGCUGGCAGGCAUGUUUUUAUUCAUUACUGCGACUGCAAGGUUCAUUCUGCCUGUGUGGAGCUGCUUUCAAGGAGCCUGCUGAUUAGAGAGCUGAGUUUCACAAAUAGAGUGUUGUGGUGUGGGUUUAAAAAAGUGCAUCAGCUGGGCUGCACCAAAAGACAGUGUAGUGCAGUGCUCAGUCUAAACUAUUAUUAGUACUAGAAAUAUAGAUUUUCUUCUGCUAAAAAUAUGUCCAGCUGGUUGGGUUCUCUAUGAAGCACAAAACAUGCAUUUGUGUUUAUUUUACGGGGUUUAAACAGGACAAAGCAGAAUGGACUUCAGAAUUGAUCCCUCAACAUUGAUUUUUUGAAUGCAGGAUUCUAGAAUGCAGUAUUAGCCAUACAGAAGCAGAAUGCAGCGUUCUAGAACGCAGUAUUAGCAUCCCCUGGAUUCAGAGUGUAGGAUUAGGAGUUAGGAGUGGGUCAGUGUUAGGUGUGACGGACUGAGCUGGGGUUAGGGUUAGUAUGAAAGUGAAGUUUAAGUGAAGAGCUGUUUUUUUAGGGGGUUACAGGCAGGCAGCGUGUGGUCCAGGUGGUUAGGGGUAAGGACUGAGUUAGGAUAUGAGCUGCGAUUUAGGUUCGCAGGACAACAUCAUUGCUGUUGUCAUUUCUUUGCUGUUCACAUACCCUGCCACCAUUUAGUUUUGAGAUUUUUUGUGGUGAUUGUUUUUCUUGCAGUUAAUUUGCUUCGGCUGGUGGUGAUGCGAUCUGCUUAAUGUUGAUGCUUUGCUUUACUUCCCUUGAUUUGCACUAACUUUCUUAAUGAACUGACAGUGUUUUGAUACCUUUUUGUUAUUGCUGUGGAAUUUUUGCUAAGGAAAUGCAACUGCAGUGACUUACAGUUACAGACCGGAGGUGCAGUGUAGCCUCAACAAAGGAAUGUUUUGCUUACAGGCGCAGUAUUGUUGUUGUUGUUGUUGUUGUUGUUGUUGUUAUUACUAUUAUUAUUAUUAUUAUUAUUAUUAUUACUAUUGUUGCUAUUAUAAGUAUUAUUAUUAUUAUAUUGCUAAUACUAGUCUAGAUACAGUAUAGGUUUAGCGUUUACAUCAUGCUUCAGAUGCAAGACUCCAGCAUUUCACUUUUCUUUACCCUCAAGCGGUUUUGUUUGUGUAAUGGACAGUUUUUGCUGGUGUUUGUUUGUUUUCUGCGUGUGUUUUUGGUGGUGUUUUAAAAGCACUUUAUAUACUCUCUUCAGUAUGUGGGAUGUAUCUUGAGCCAAGCAUCUUAUAGGUAUACAGCCUGGCCAUGCCUAGUUUACACACGUAUAGAUCACAGGCAGCCCGAUUUCAAUGAAGAAUACAAUCAUUGAACUACUAUUUCAUACCCACCCAAAUUACAUUACACUUAAAGGGGUAAUAACCAAGGUUUGAGACAUUUUCACAAGUCACUUAGAUUGCGGAGUUCAGCAGGAUAAGAGGCUUCGUCCGAUUUCAAAGUGAAAAUACGAUCUUCAGAACUAUAAAAGAUCUACAGGAGAAUGCUAAGAGAAGGACGCACUUGCAAGGAAGUUGUCAUGCUAGCGAGAAGAACUAAUUUCUUUUGUAAAGACUUGGUUAUUACAAUGAGCUAGUCAUUGUCUUAACACUGUUGGCUUAUUUUAAUAACAGUGCUGUGCUUCUUAAAUAGCUCAUGAGUUCAGUCCCUGUGAAUAAACACAUGUAUAUGAAAUGGAAAGUAUAAACAAGGAAUGUCUCUGGAACUUCAUUUUGCAGAUUUCCCACCACAGACUUUACGGCAACAAAUGUUUGCAUAUAUUAUUUUAAGUAUACAUAUACUGUAUAUAAACUCAAUAUAGUAAUUACUCAAAUUUUGCUAAUGCUAAUUUCAAGUAUAUGUAACGAUAACAUAUAUUACAGUAUGCAUCUGUUGUAAUCCGCAGUAUUUUAUAAAACAACCCUCAUAUACAUGUAUGAAAGUAUAUGACAUGCAUUCGAAAUACCAGCUCUUCCCUUACAAAUACUCUUGUAAUUGUAUAGGAAACUAUGGUUUAUGAAGUAAUGUGUAGGUUUAAUGCAAAUACUGUUGUAUUCGAGGUUUUAUUAAGCGGUCCACGGGCAGUGUUAAUAUCUGAUUUACUUGGCAAUAAGGCGGUGAUGUUGAGUCCUGCUCUGUAGUCAGUCCUGAAUUGUAGAUUUCUUAGCAGUAUUAAUCCUGUGCCCUGAAGCACAGGGACACAGGGUCGCAGGGACAGGCUCUAAUAAGCUAGCAAUAGGAAAGCACUAGUCUUUGCUGAUCUGAAUGAAGCUUUCUUGGCAGUUGUUACACAGAUGUACUGCUUUUGAUUUUAGUAAAGCAGUAGUUCUGAGAUACUUUAGUUUUAAACGGGUAGCUCUUUGCUGCCUUUAUUAGGAUGCGAUCAGUUCGCUCAUGAGACUGUACAUCAUAAUAAUAGUUAGGAAAACCCACAGAUCCUGAGCUUUCCACUUCCAUGCUAUGGAAACCGGAGAAGCAGAACUGUUUAGUUAGAAAAGGGGUACUGUAUGUCCAGGUGCCCCUCUCUGUCUCUCUCAACGAAUGGAGACCGAACUCCCUGUCCACUGUCGUAUAUGGCGUUACUUGUGCCUUCUCACACACUGUUGCCUGUUUUCUUGUAAUCCACCCUUUUUCAGCCCGAUAGACGAUGGGACAGUGAAGAGACAGAGCAUGUCGUUGUGAGCAGGGCGAUGUCGUGGCUCGUGGGGUUUAAAAACCUGAGCUCUUAUAAUUCCAAAAGAUAUUUAUCAUAGCAGUGCACUUAGCAUGGCGUGCUUUUCAAAUAGCACAAGAUAGUAUGAAUUCUGCUCUGGCAUAAGAGCGAUUUCCCCAAGUAUCUACCAUACAUACAAUAUGGUUUUUUUUUUUUUUAUAAUCCUCAGUUAAUUUUUCUCUUCCUUUUAAAGGCAAUGGGAGACCAGUUCUAACCCUAAGGAGUUGUUCAAAGCUUUUUUAAAAGUACAUAUUAGACUUGGAUACGCCAGGCCCCUAUUUGACACUGCCUGACGCUGUAUGCAGCUCGUAUGAAACCGAUGUGCUCAUAACUGGCCCUGUCCUGACCGUGUGUUGUUUCGUUUCAUGAAUGUCCAGGUUCUGUUCUGUGCUAUUUUGUACUCUUGAUGUGACAAUUAAGUAAACUCUUGCACUUUUUUAAAUUAAAUAAUUUAGAGCUUCUCUGUGCAUAAUAAUGAAAAAAAAAAGUAACUACAACAAAACACUUUAAAGGGCUUUUUUUAACAAUCAGAAUGUUUUGCUGCUUUAAAAAAAAAAAAAAAAUCCUUUGUAAUAAUUUUUUGAACCACUGCGAUUUGUACAAAAAAAAAAGUUUUGCCGUUUUCAGUAUUUUAAUGUUUGACUUGACUUAUUAAAACUUUGCUAAAAUGUG
Molecule: messenger RNA, 9081 nt
Organism: Acipenser ruthenus (sterlet)
Lineage: Eukaryota; Metazoa; Chordata; Actinopteri; Acipenseriformes; Acipenseridae
Product: rho-related BTB domain-containing protein 2-like
Exons: 10
Coding region: 868-3069 (733 amino acids)
Biological process (GO): small GTPase-mediated signal transduction
Molecular function (GO): protein binding; GTPase activity; GTP binding
Source: RefSeq, a predicted model, not a curated record